Molecule: messenger RNA, 1842 nt
Organism: Oreochromis aureus
Lineage: Eukaryota; Metazoa; Chordata; Actinopteri; Cichliformes; Cichlidae
Exons: 8
Coding region: 1-1842 (613 amino acids)
Biological process (GO): cell surface receptor signaling pathway; immune response; cellular response to lipopolysaccharide
Cellular component (GO): external side of plasma membrane
Source: RefSeq, a predicted model, not a curated record
AUGACGCUGCUGCAGCUGCUCCAGCUGCUGCUCCUCAGCAGCGUUUCCCGCCAUGCCCUGACUGUGGUAGUGGAAGUAUAUGAAGGGGAAAGAUCUGUCCUGCUGCCCUGUCAGUUCACAGGUUUUAUACCUGUGGACCCCACAGUGAUGUGGACUCACAGAGAUCUUCAUCCCAAAUCUGUCCACCUAAGACGAGAAGGAGGAGACGAUCUCAGAGGACAAAACCAGCGUUACACCGGGCGCACAUCAAUGAGGCCUGAUGCUCUGGACACUGGAGACUUCAGCCUCACUCUGAAAAGCCUCCAACUGACUGACACUGGCAGCUACACCUGCUCCAUCAGUGAUGGGAGAGAAGAACUGAGACUUAAAGAUUUACAGCUGAAGGUCAAAGACCAGCAGGUGGAGGUGAAGGUGAAGGUGGAGGAAGGCUUAGAGUUUGUCAUUCUGCCCUGCAAAACAAAACCUGACCUGCCUGAGGACACCAUAGUGGAGUGGACUCGCUCUGACCGAGAACUCACAGUGACCCAAGUGCAUUCAAACAACAGUGAUCACCUGAAACAGCUGGACAACCUUUACUGCGGCCGUGGAAAGAUGAACAAAGACCUGCUGAGAACUGGAGACCUCAGUCUGACCCUGAAAUACCCCACAGAGAGAGACAGUGGAGGAUACAUCUGCACCAUCUACAGGGACAAAGAGAUCCUGAGACAGAAAGUAGUGCUGCAGGUCAAAGAACCAUUUCUAAUCUGGAACAUUGUUCUUGUGGUUCUCCUGGUUCUUCUUGUGGUUUCUGGAGGUCUCAUAUAUUAUUUCCAGCACUAUUUCAUGUCAGUUUACCAGGUGGAGGUGAAAUCAGGGGUGGAGUCUGUCCUGCUGCCCUGCAAAACCACACUCCGCCUGCCCAAAGACGCUGAAGUGGAGUGGAAGGAUGGUUCUAUGUAUGACAGGAAGGUCCACGUGUAUGAGAACGGCUCUGACCAGCCUAAAAAACAGCAUGAGGAUUACAGAGGCCGAACAGAGAUGAAGAGAAGCCUGCUGAAACCUGGAGACCUCAGUCUGACCCUGAAAUACCCCACAGAUGAAGACACAAACACCUACACCUGCACUGUUUACAGCAAGGAGGGAAACAUCCUGAUGAAGAAAGACGUGGUGCUCAUUUUCAGAGAUUACGCUGAGGUGAAGCCAGUGCACUCUGAGGUUGAAUAUGUCGAGCUGCCCUGCAAAACCACACUUAACCUGCUUGAAGUUGCUAAAGUAGAGUGGAAGGAACGAGGCAACAGGAAAGUCCACGUGUAUGAGAACGGCUCUGACCAGCCUGAAGAAAACCACCAGGAUUACAGAGACCGAACGAAGAUGAAUGAAGACCUGCUGAAAAAUGGAGACUUCAGUCUGACCCUGAAAUACCCCACAGAGGAAGACAACUCCAUCUACACCUGCACCGUCUACAGCAGGGAGGGAAACAUCCUCCUGAAGAAGCAAGUGAAGCUGAAAGUCAUAGUCUGUCAGGUGGAGGUGGAGGAGGGGGCGGAGUCUGUCCAGCUGCCCUUCAAAACAUCACGGAACCUGCCUGAAGAUGCUGAGGUGGAGUGGGUACGCUAUAACCCAAAGAAGACGAUCCAUGUAUAUAACAACGGCUCUGACCAGCCUGAAGAACAGGACCAGGAUUACAGAAACCGAACGAAAAUGAAUGAAGACCUGCUGAAAACUGGAGACCUCAGUCUGACCCUGAAAUACCCCACAGAUGGAGACAGUGGAGAAUACAAAUGUGUAGUGUAUGGGAAGAUUUGGAGAGAGAAAACUGUGCUGCUCAAAGUCAAAGGUUCAAGGUCAAACAAGGGACAAUAG